GAGCUGAAGACAGAGCAGGAGGUCAAACUGUGAGGAUCCAACAAAAUGUUUGGAGGAAGGUGGAGACUACAGCGCACCUUGUGUCAGUACGUCACUGAUACUCUGACUUACAUGGCAACAGUGAAAGAUUUUUAUGAGAUAUUCUCAGAAUGGAAGGAUUGCAGGGAAAUAGAGUAUGUGAAAAUGAUAAGUAUCACAGAAAAGGCUGAUGAAAUUGACCCCACUUUUGCCAAGUCAGAGGGCAAACGGGCGUCUUUUUGUAAAUAUGUCAAGAGCGUUUUCCAGCGCAAGGCGGAGAGUAAACUUUUAGGUCUGGAAAAUGAGCUGGCUGAAGUGCUGAACGACACGCUGGAAGGUCUGGAGAAACUUGACUCUUUCUUGGAUGCAGUGGAGAUGCUGGCGGUCACUUCGCUCCAUCUGUUCACUGAGAACCAGAUCGUUUACCUGCCUGAAAAGAUCAGCUUUGAUGAUGUUCAAGCUGUGAUCAGCACUGCACAGCAGAUCUGUCCUCUCCUCCUGGAGUUCAAAAGAGAUGCAAAGUCCUUCUUCCUCCCCAACCUUCACAAUGUGGAGGUUCUGGCGUUACAGCUGCAGAAUUACAUGGACACAGCCAACAGGAUAUGUGUAAUUCACAGCCAGAGCUUUAACUUUGACAUUUGCAUGGAAAUGGCUGAAGAAAUUGAAGUGAACACAGACAACCUGUGUGAAAACGACACGCAAAAGAUGACAGAUCAGAUUAAGCUACUUAACAAAAUCAGGAUGGACGAGGACUUUCGGACGGAGUUCCUGUUCCAGAAUGUCUCUUCUUCUGAUUUCAUCAGCAUCUUUAAUGAGCAACAACCCAAACUGCUGCAGUUUCUAGAUGAGGUGGAGCAGUGUGCCGUUGAGUUAGACAGGAUGAACAAAGGAGCAAAGAUCUCCAGUGUGGCAGGGAGCUCAGUGGGAGCAGCUGGAGGCGUCCUCUCCAUUGUUGGUUUGGCGUUAAUCCCAGUCACAGCCGGAGUGUCUUUAGGGCUGACCAUCGCCGGGGUGUCGAUGGGGGUAACAAGUGGAGCCAACAGCUUGGUAACCACCUUAACAGAGGUUGGAGUUAAUUCUACUCAACAGAAAAAAGCAAAUGAAGUCUUUAAAAGUUUCACAGAGGAUUUCCAAAAGGUCCAGGAUUCUCUUGAUAAGGUGAUGAAACAAGUUAAUAAUCUGGAGCCAAGUAAAAUAGACGUGUUGUUGGGAGUGGUCAAGAGUGUUCCUAAAUUAUAUACCAUAGGAAAGGGUAUUGAUUCCAUUGUUGAUGCUGCUUCUGCUUUGAAGACUUUAAAAACUGAGGAUAUUGUUGCAGGUGCAGGAAAAGCUGUACUACAGGAUACAAAAGCUUUACGUAACGUUCCCAGGGUGGCAGCAGAUGUUCCUGAUAUCGGUCAGGCAGCAGUUAAAGGGCCACUCGCUCUCACCAAGGGAGCCAGAGCUGGCUUCAUUGUGCUUAAUGCCCUCUUCCUUGGCAUGGAUUUAUUCUUUAUCGCCAAAGACAGCAUGAGUCUGGCCAAAGGCAGCGAGGCUAAAGUCUCAAAGUUCCUCAGAGCCAGAGUUGCAUUGUUCCGCUCGCAGAUAGAGUCAUGGGAGAAGCUCUGCAGCUCUUUGUGUCAAAGCAAACUGACCAAAGAAGAAAACAAAAAUAUACUACGGAUGGCAUUUUUUCAAGAAAACAUUUAAGAAAAUAGAUCUGAAGGGUUAAAGAGAAUAAAAGUCUGUAUGACAUUAAAAACUGGUACAUAAUUAUACUGAGACACACCAAGUUUUAAUAACUUCACGUUUUACCAGCUGAAAUGAACGAGACACAUAAAACUAAUGGUUUUGAUCAGUUUGUUUUCUGUAACAGGAUGUUGUGAAAACUGGUUUAGAGGGGUGAAAUUUUCCAGGUUCAUACAGAAAACAGAUCAUAAAGGCCUGA
Messenger RNA from Gambusia affinis (western mosquitofish), 1945 nucleotides. RefSeq lists its product as uncharacterized. The transcript has 4 exons. Gene Ontology annotation, cellular component: membrane; extracellular region. The record is from RefSeq and is a predicted model, not a curated record. Gene Ontology annotation, biological process: lipoprotein metabolic process; lipid transport. Gene Ontology annotation, molecular function: lipid binding. The coding region runs from base 46 to 1707 and encodes 553 amino acids. NCBI's taxonomy places the organism in Eukaryota, Metazoa, Chordata, Actinopteri, Cyprinodontiformes, Poeciliidae.